CAUACCUCAAUAAUGUUUUCAUCAGCUGAUGCACCUGUGUGAGCUAAGCUAGCGCUGACCGGGGAUGUGAGCAGCUCCGUGCCGCGGCUUCGAUAACAUUUAUCCCAACAGGAAGUCCUCCAUCUCCUCCCCCAUUAUUAUCAGAAUAGUUUGACCUCCUCCAUCGGUUAUCUGGGUGACUUUUGCCCCUCCGCUCCGCGGCUCCUGAUGCCCCGUUAGCCUGGGAGCUAGCCGCUGGUAUAAAGAGGAGCGGGCAGCUGGAGGUUGACUGACCGGGACAGAACAGGCUGCAGCGGGAUGAACCAUGGCGUCUGUCCGAGUGGCUGUGCGGGUCAGGCCGAUUAACAGGCGGGAGUUGGACCUGACUGCCCAAUGCAUCAUCAAGAUGGAAGGAACCAAGACCAGCAUCACCAACCUGAAGAUCCCAGAUGGAGUGUUGGGAGACUCGAUGAGGGAGCGGACCAAGACCUUCACCUACGACUUUUCCUAUGACUCGAUGGACUGUAGGAACUCCUUGUUCGUCUCUCAGGAAAAGGUUUUCAGAGAUUUGGGCUCUGACGUCCUGAAGGCGGCCUUCGAGGGCUACAAUGCUUGCGUGUUUGCCUACGGUCAGACCGGCUCUGGGAAGUCCUACACCAUGAUGGGAGUUCCAGGAGAUGCAGGCCUCAUCCCGAGGAUCUGUGAGGGUUUGUUCACUCGAAUCUCGGAUACGACUCGAUGGGACGAAGCUUCAUUCCGAACAGAAGUCAGCUACCUGGAGAUCUACAAUGAGAGGGUGAGAGACCUGCUGAGGAGGAAGUCUACCCACACCUACAACCUGAGAGUACGGGAGCACCCCAAAGACGGGCCCUAUGUGGAAGAUCUGUCCAAACACCUGGUGCAGAACUACAGUGAUGUGGAGGAGCUGAUGGAGGCAGGAAACAUCAACCGAACGACCGCCAGUACAGGCAUGAAUGACGUCAGCAGCCGCUCACACGCCAUCUUCACCAUCAACUUCACACAGGCCAAGUUUGAUGCCGAGAUGCCAAGUGAAACGGUCAGUAAGAUUCAUCUGGUCGAUCUGGCAGGCAGCGAACGAGCCGAUGCCACCGGAGCCACUGGCGUCCGAUUGAAGGAAGGCGGGAACAUCAAUAAGUCAUUAGUCACACUUGGAAACGUCAUCUCUGCUCUGGCUGAUAUGACGCAGGAGAGUGCAAACACCAAUCUGAAGAGGAAGUCCGUCUUCGUCCCUUACAGAGACUCUGUGCUGACGUGGCUCCUGAAGGACAGCCUGGGUGGAAACUCCAAGACCAUCAUGAUCGCAACCGUCUCCCCUGCUGACGUGAACUACGGUGAGACGCUCAGCACUCUGCGUUACGCCAACCGAGCUAAGAACAUCAUCAACAAACCUACCAUCAACGAGGACUCCAACGUCAGGCUGAUCAGAGAACUGCGAUCUGAAAUCGCACGUCUGAAGGCUCUGCUGGUUCAGGGUAACCAGAUUGCUCUGCUGGAUUCACCCACGGCUCUGAGUAUGGAGGAGAAGCUGCACCAGAAUGAGGCCAGGGUUCUGGAGCUUACAAAAGAAUGGACCAACAAAUGGAAUGAGACUCAGAACAUCCUAAAGGAGGAAACUCUGGCUCUCAGGAAAGAAGGAAUCGGAGUGGUGUUGGACUCUGAGCUGCCACACCUCAUCGGCAUCGAUGACGACCUUCUCAGCACCGGCAUCAUCCUGUAUCACCUUAAGGAGGGACGUACAUACGUGGGCCGAGAGGAUGCAUCCACCGAGCAGGACAUCAUUCUGCACGGUCUGGACCUGGAGAGCACACACUGUGUGUUUGAGAACCAGAGCGGGACGGUUACCCUGGUGCCGCUCGGAGGAGCUCAGUGUUCUGUUAACGGGGUUCAAGUGACAGCACCGUCGCAGCUCAACCAAGGAGCCGUUAUCCUGCUGGGCCGGACCAACAUGUUUCGUUUCAACCAUCCGAAGGAAGCAGCCAAACUAAGGGAGAAACGGAAGAGCGGCCUCCUGUCAUCGUUCAGCCUGUCCAUGACGGAUCUCUCCAAAUCCUGUGAGAACCUCUCCACUGUGAUGCUCUACAACCCGGGUCUCUUCACUCAGAAGGGCCCCGUCUUCCUCAGGUUGGAGUUUGAACGGCAGCAGAGGGAAGAGCUGGAGAAACUGGAAAUGAAAAGGAGGCUAAUCAAAGAGAUGGAGGCGAAGCAGCUAAGUGAAAAGGCGGAGCUGGAGCGCCUACAGCAGGAGGUGGAGAGUCAGCGCAAAGAAUCUGAGGAGGUGCAGCAAAGGAUCCUCCGUCAGGAGGAGACCCUUCGUCGCCGUAGCCAGGACAUCGAGAGCCGUCUCCGAGACUUCUUGGCUGAAAAAGAGCGCUUUGAGGAGGAGAGGCGUUCUGAAAUCCAGGAAGUGGAGCUGCAGCGCAGAAAACUUCAGAAGCUGCAGCAGGAGGAGGAAGAGGAGGAACAGGAGGUGAAGCGUCUGCAGCAGGAGGCUGCAGAGCAGACUGAGAUCUAUCGUGAGCUGGAGCGACUGAAGAGGGAGCGCGAGGAGCAACAGAUCCGCCUGGAGAUGGAGCGGCGGCGGCUGGAGGAGCAGGAGCGGGAGCAGCUGAGUCUUGUUGGGAGGCUGGAGGAGCAGCUGAGGGAGAAACAGGAGGCAGCCGCCGCCCUGCUGACCAUGGAGGAUGUCCGGCGCCUAGAGGAGGAGAGACGUGGGCUGGCUGAGAUCAGAGAGGCGCUCCUGCGAGCCAAAGAGGCGGCUGAGCGGACGGACGUGGAGGACGCCAGCAAAGAGGCGCGCUCCGUCCAGAGGCAGUACACCGCCUUUAAGGAGGCUCAGGUGAAGGAGCUGGGAAAUCUGGAGGAGGGGCUCCGACGGCAGAGGGACCUUCUGGAGAAAGAGGUGGCGGCAGAGAAGAGCACGCUGCUGCUCCUAGCCCACGGACUGAAGGAGCGGCAGCAGCAGCAGCUGAAGGAGGUGCAACACAAAGGAGCUCAGGAAACCACAGCAGUCUGUCAGGAGGAGCAGCUCCUGCGGCAGGCAGAGCACCGACUGCACUUCAAGGAGCGACAGCUGGCCAACCUGGCCGUCAGCCUCCUCCCUGCAUUGGCGGAGGAGAAACAGAGGGCCGUGGAGGUGCUGGAGCGCAGCGCCGUGGAAAACGAUGAGAAUUGCGACGGCCCACCUGGACUGGACAACACGCUGUUCCAGGUGGAGAAGGAGCUGGAGGACAAGGAGGAGAAGCUGCACCUCCACUGGCACAGUGCCCAGCAGCUGCAGCAGCUCCAGGAGACCUAUGAGUUUACGGCCAAUGUGGCCCGGCAGGAGGAGAAGGUUCGGAGGAAAGAGAAGGAGAUCCUAGAGUCAAAGGAGAAGCAGCAGAGGGAGGCCAUGGAGCAGGCGGUGGCCCGGCUGGAAAGGAGGCACUCUUCUCUGAGACGCAGUGUCUCCCUGGAUCCGGACACUGAGGAGCAAAGGUGUUCCAUAAGACCUGGGGCUGAGCUGGACCAGCAGAGAGUGGAGCGUGAGAUCCAGAAGCUGAGGCAGAGGAUCAGCGAAGGUGAGAACCACAGCCGGACUCAGUCGGUCAGUACCGACGAGAAGACGGGCCUCACCAGCUCUCCGGUCGGCCACAUCCAGGGCCUGAACCCACUGCUGCCGCUGUCUGAUGACAGCAGAAUAAACGCUUACAUUGAGGAGGAAGUCCAGCGCCGGCUCCGCAAGAUUAACCUCCUGAACGGCGGCAGUAGCAUGGAUCUGUCCCUGUCCUGUGAAUCUCUCAGGGACGACGAGGAUAUUAGCGACUGUAGCUCUGUUAGAUUAACAGAUGAGGAGGACGAGAAGCUGCAGAACAUAAAUCCACGAAGGCUGAAGUACGAGAAUACCUGCUGGUCUAACCUCAUGGACCUUCCGGGAUUUGAGACAAGUUUACUCCAGGAUGUCCAGAACGUGUUUGAAGAACCAAAGAAUGAACUUGAGGAGCCUGAGAGAGAAAAAAAGCUCAAGUCCUUGGAUAAACUCUUGAUUGAAAAAUACUUUGAUAAAGAAAAAUGGUGGGAAGGAGAAGUAAAUAUUCUUGCAGAAAAUGGGCUCCGGGCUCUUUGUGGACCCGAUUGUUGCUACAAAAGCCAAGAGAACAGACUGAUUGGAAACCAUAACAUUACCAGUAACUGUAACAAUUUCUACUUUGACUCUAAUGACAAGAAGAUGUUGAACAAACCAUUUGAUCACCAUUCAGAUAAAUCAAACUAUUAUCAGAUAUGUGAGAAAGAAGGAGACAAAAAAUCUGAAUUUUCAAAGCCUCAAAGCUCUGAUAUCCCAAAUCAAGAGGAGGAGACUAAUGGGUCAAUAAAACAAGAAGCAGAAAAAAUAUCAAUGCUUAGGAUAAAUUCAUUAGAGGAUCUUGAAAAUGUAAAGAAUCAAGCUCAAAACAUUCACAGACAUUCAAUAGAAGAACUUGAGCUUUUAAAACUGGAAAGCUCUGGCAAGGAGUUAAUCAGGGCAGAAGAAGUUUCUAAAAAACACUCUAUCAGCCCUAUUAAAGAGGAAAGAGAUUUCAAACCUUGCAGCCAUAGUUUUGAGGAUCAGAAAGAGCCCAUUGUUCAAACCCAAACGCAGGAGAAGGGAAAAGUGUCAGAAAAGUCAAAUUCUCAAAUAUCCUGCAAUGAUUUCGUCAGCUCUGCGCAGGAUUCAAAACAAGAAAUGUUGGACGGUAACAACCGCAUUUUAGACCACUUUGAAAAUGAUGAGAAUCAAUCUAGUGUAAUUGAGAGAGCAGACAAGUCUGAACUGUUAAAGCUGCAAAGCUCUGGGAGUGAGUUCAUCAUCUCAAAGCAAGAUUUAAAAGAAGCCAUAAACUGUCCAGUAAAGCAAGAGAACUCUGAGAAUAAAAGCAGCGUUUUAGACAAUCCUGAAAAUGUCCAAAAUCAAAGCCUUAGCCUGGAAGGCAAAGAAGAGAGGGAAAACGACAAAGAGGCAUCAGUAAAUCGGGGACCGUCUAACAGGAGCUACAUUUGGGAUUACAUUUCUAAAGUCAAGAACCAAACUCUUUAUCCGUUGACUAUCAGAGAGUCCGAACUGCUCAAGUGGCUGAGUUCUGGUAGACACCAUGUCGGCUCCAACCAAGAUGUAAAGUCACUUGAUGUGGAAACUGAAGAAGAAAAAAGCAAUGCUGCAGGAAGGACUGGUUGGGGCUAUGUCUGGGAAAAUGUUUUUAAAGUUAAGAAUCAAACUCUGCCCCCAUGGAUUAAUGGAGAGCUUGAAAUGCUAAAGCUUCUGAGUUCUAGCAGAGCUGAAAAAGGAUCAGAAAACUCUGAGUUAACGGAAGUAACCAGCAGGAGCAAUCUUUGGGAUUAUGUUUCCAAGAUUAAGAACCAAACUCUACACCCAUUGACUGAUGGAGACUUUGAACUGCGCAGUUGGCUGAGUUCUGGUAGAGACUAUAUCAGCUCCAAACAAAACAUAAUGUCAGUUAAUGAUAAAACAGACCAAGAAUUGGGUGAUGCUGCAGAUGGGGUUUCAGCUGGAAGAAGCUCUGUGUGGGACUAUGUCAAUAAAGUGAGAAACCAAACACUGUACCCAUGGAGAGCCCAGGAUUCUAAGCUGUCCAUAGAUCAGGCAUCCUAUUUACCCAACUCUGACGAUGAGUCUGUUAUGUCUGGGCUGAACUCAAAGUUGGUUGUGGGGGGAAUGGGACAAGAAACGGUUAAAUCUCCAGAAAGUGCAACCUCUAGCAUGAGCAAUCUUUGGGACUAUGUUGCAAAGGUUAAAACACAAACCCUUUAUCCAUGGAGGUCAGAUGAACCAGAGUGUCCACAGUCAAAUGUCGAGCAGGAUACAGUUGCCCUUGUUGAUAAUAUUGGACAAGGAAAAAAUGAGAAACCACAGGGCAUGACCAGUAGGAAAUAUCUCUGGGACUAUGUUACAAAGGUCAAGAACCAAACCCUCUGGAGAGCAGAGGAAGCUGAGCUGUUCAAGGACCAGUCGGCCAACUUCCACCGCUCAGAAAACGAUCCCAUCCAAGUUCUGGGUGAAAUGAACAAAAGCCAAGUUUUGGGCUACUUUACAGGAAAGCUUUCAGAUGUGUACAAAGAUGCUGAGAGACGAUUACAGGGCACACGAGACUUCAUUCGAAACGUAGGGGUCAGUGAUAUGAAGUAUGCGGUUUCUCAGUACGUGAACAUGUCUAAAGAUCUCCCACUGAUUCAACAAACAAAACUUCAACCCCAAUCAAACAUUGUUCCUGAAAAGAAAGUCAAAUUGGUGGAUCUGUCGAGUACAUGCCUCCAUAGUGGUUCUCAAGGAUUUGGCUUGAAUGCAGCCUCAUUAUGGCCCAAGGGGUCUGUGUCCUCAAUCAGAAACACUGGUACAGAGAAUUCCCGUCCAGAGGAGUUUUAUCAGGGUCUUGUUGAGUUUCCACCAGCUUUGACAGAACUUCGUGGUCUCUCAUCCCAGCAGAUCCUGGAAAAAAUUCAUUCUCUAUCCGCUGAAAGAUCAGUUAAAAAGAUUCUGAGCGUCUUUUGGCUCAGAGCUGCCAGCUAUGAGCAAUCCAGGCCAAAACCAGUUUCCCUACUUUUGUCAGAAGAGGGUCUGACUGUUAUUUCAGCUGAAAAAGACACCAUCGGUCUUUUCCAUCAUUUCGACUUUAUUGAAAUCAAGGAGGUUCAGAUCAGUUUGGGAGGACAGCAUGUCCGUCUGAUUGGGUCUAGUGAGGAUUCUGUUCUGGCUGUCUUCACUUACAACCAGGAGCUUACGCAGGACUUCUGCAAGGCUCUGCUGAAGGCAUCCUGUCCUCAGAAAAUCUCUGAGGUGACAGAAACCCACCCAUUGCUUUCAGAGGACCUGAUGGCUCUGUCUUUGGAUUGGACCUCCAGGGUUUCUGAUAUUGUCUUGGAGAGUGGUCUGAAAGUCACCUCAAGAUUCAAGCGGGUUCUUGCAGACCUUUUCUACAUCAUUCAUGGGAAUAUGGACGGUCCUGACAAACCCUCUCUGGCGAAUAUACAUCCUCUGCUCUACACCAGCGUCAGGGUGACAAGCUCAGGCUGGGGUCAACCGGACUCUCUGUUCCAGUUCCUUCUAACGGACUCUCAUAUUGGUCUUCUUCAGGAGGAUGGAGUCUUUCAUCCAGUGCCACGGGGAUCCAGCAAGGUUCCCGUUAAGCCCCAGUUCCAGGGACUAAAGCUGCGCAGGCGUUCAGACAUCAGGUGUCUGCUUGUCAGAAGGAAUGAAUCCUGCUUUGGUGUAGAUGUGGUCUUUACAAAUCACUGUAGUCAAAGUCUGAAACGGAGGGUGGAGUUUAGGCAUGGCUCAGCAGAUGUUCCGUUCUCCAGCAAGCCACGCGACUCUUGGAAAUUAACUUUUGGCUGCUCUUCAGAAGCUCAAAUGCUCAUAAACCAUUUGUGCAUCUAAAAGGGGACCUAACCACAGUUCAUCUGCAACAGUGACUCUGGGGAGUAUCAAGUGCUCCGUUAAUUUUAGGAUGUAAACCAUUUUCAAAGACAAAUUAACAUUAAAAUGAAUUUUAAGUGUUUUUUUAAACUUAUUUUAAACUUUUCUAUGACAUAUUGAAAUCAUAGGGACUAUAUUUAAAGGGGCUUUAAUGAGUGCAAUAAAAAUAAGCUGCUGCUGACCAAAGAAAGUUUGAAGUUUAUUCAUCAUAAUGACUUGUUUGUUACAAGGGGAGAUUAAUGGUGUCACUUAUUCAUUUCGUUACAAUGGGAAAUGCCAGUAAAUAUUGAAUUUUGCACGUUAUUUUUGUGUUGUUGAUUUCAAACUAAAUAAAGA
This is a messenger RNA of Cyprinodon tularosa, 7780 nucleotides long. RefSeq names its product kinesin family member 16Ba (gene kif16ba). Lineage: Eukaryota; Metazoa; Chordata; Actinopteri; Cyprinodontiformes; Cyprinodontidae. The record is from RefSeq and is a predicted model, not a curated record. The transcript is spliced from 25 exons. Gene Ontology annotation, biological process: microtubule-based movement. Bases 305 to 7405 code for a protein of 2366 amino acids. Gene Ontology annotation, molecular function: microtubule binding; phosphatidylinositol binding; ATP binding.